Pongo pygmaeus (Bornean orangutan) is the source of this 6710-nucleotide messenger RNA. It is a transcript of the gene RAG1, whose product is annotated as recombination activating 1. Lineage: Eukaryota; Metazoa; Chordata; Mammalia; Primates; Hominidae. The record is from RefSeq and is a predicted model, not a curated record. Gene Ontology annotation, molecular function: ubiquitin protein ligase activity; metal ion binding; sequence-specific DNA binding. Bases 247 to 3378 code for a protein of 1043 amino acids. The transcript has 3 exons. Gene Ontology annotation, biological process: pre-B cell allelic exclusion; adaptive immune response; V(D)J recombination. Gene Ontology annotation, cellular component: nucleus; DNA recombinase complex; endodeoxyribonuclease complex.
GGACUGUGGCGCGGGCCGGGCGGCGCCCCCCGCCCCGCCGCCUGGCGUUCUUCCUGCUCGGGUGUCCCACCUGGGAAUUCGUUGCACCGCACAGCCGAACCCGAGUGUGUCAAUGGGUGUGUGUUGGAAUGAGGAUGGCGACGAGAAGAUCACUCCCGGAAUAACUUAAUUUGAUCUGCUAGACCAGGUGGAUAUCUAUCAAGUUCUCUUUCUCUCCUACAGAGUUAACUAGGCACCUCAGCCAGCAUGGCAGCCUCUUUCCCACCCACCUUGGGACUCAGUUCUGCCCCAGAUGAAAUUCAGCACCCACAUAUUAAAUUUUCAGAAUGGAAAUUUAAGCUGUUCCGGGUGAGAUCCUUUGAAAAGACACCUGAAGAAGCUCAAAAGGAAAAGAAGGAUUCCUUUGAGGGGAAACCCUCUCUGGAGCAAUCUCCAGCAGUCCUGGACAAGGCUGAUGGUCAGAAGCCAGUCCCAACUCAGCCAUUGUUAAAAGUCCACCCUAAGUUUUCAAAGAAAUUUCAUGACAACGGGAAAGCAAGAGGCAAAGCGAUCCAUCAAGCCAACCUUCGACAUCUCUGCCGCAUCUGUGGGAAUUCUUUUAGAACUGAUGAGCACAACAGGAGAUAUCCAGUCCAUGGUCCUGUGGAUGGUAAAACCCUAGGCCUUUUACGAAAGAAGGAAAAGAGAGCUACUUCUUGGCCGGACCUCAUUGCCAAGGUUUUCCGGAUCGAUGUGAAGGCAGAUGUUGACUCGAUCCACCCCACUGAGUUCUGCCAUAACUGCUGGAGCAUCAUGCACAGGAAGUUUAGCAGUGCCCCAUGUGAGGUUUACUUCCCAAGGAAUGUGACCAUGGAGUGGCACCCCCACACACCAUCCUGUGACAUCUGCAACACUGCCCGUCGGGGACUCAAGAGGAAGAGUCUUCAGCCAAACUUGCAGCUCAGCAAAAAACUCAAAACUGUGCUUGACCAAGCGAGACAAGCCAGUCAGCGCAAGAGAAGAGCUCAGGCAAGGAUCAGCAGCAAGGAUGUCAUGAAGAAGAUCGCCAACUGCAGUAAGAUACAUCUUAGUACCAAGCUCCUUGCAGUGGACUUCCCGGAGCACUUUGUGAAAUCCAUCUCCUGCCAGAUCUGUGAACACAUUCUGGCUGACCCUGUGGAGACCAACUGUAAGCAUGUCUUUUGCCGGGUCUGCAUUCUCAGAUGCCUCAAAGUCAUGGGCAGCUAUUGUCCCUCUUGCCGAUAUCCAUGCUUCCCUACUGACCUGGAGAGUCCAGUGAAGUCCUUUCUGAACGUCUUGAAUUCCCUGAUGGUGAAAUGUCCAGCAAAAGAGUGCAAUGAGGAGGUCAGUUUGGAAAAAUAUAAUCACCACAUCUCAAGUCACAAGGAAUCAAAAGAGACUUUUGUGCACAUUAAUAAAGGGGGCCGGCCCCGCCAACAUCUUCUGUCGCUGACUCGGAGAGCUCAGAAGCACCGGCUGAGGGAGCUCAAGCUGCAAGUCAAAGCCUUUGCUGACAAAGAAGAAGGUGGAGAUGUGAAGUCCGUGUGCAUGACCUUGUUCCUGCUGGCUCUGAGGGCGAGGAAUGAGCACAGGCAAGCUGAUGAGCUGGAGGCCAUCAUGCAGGGAAAGGGCUCUGGCCUGCAGCCAGCUGUUUGCUUGGCCAUCCGUGUCAACACCUUCCUCAGCUGCAGUCAGUACCACAAGAUGUACAGGACUGUGAAAGCCAUCACAGGGAGACAGAUUUUUCAGCCUUUGCAUGCCCUUCGGAAUGCUGAGAAGAUACUUCUGCCGGGCUACCACCACUUUGAGUGGCAGCCACCUCUGAAGAAUGUGUCUUCCAGCACUGAUGUUGGCAUUAUUGAUGGGCUGUCUGGACUGUCAUCCUCUGUGGAUGAUUACCCAGUGGACACCAUUGCAAAGAGGUUCCGCUAUGAUUCAGCUUUGGUGUCUGCUUUGAUGGACAUGGAAGAAGACAUCUUGGAAGGCAUAAGAUCCCAAGACCUUGAUGAUUACCUGAAUGGCCCCUUCACUGUGGUGGUGAAGGAGUCUUGUGAUGGAAUGGGAGAUGUGAGUGAGAAGCAUGGGAGUGGGCCAGUAGUUCCAGAAAAGGCAGUCCGUUUUUCAUUCACAAUCAUGAAAAUUACUAUUGCCCACAGCUCUCAGAAUUUGAAGGUAUUUGAAGAAGCCAAACCUAACUCUGAACUGUGUUGCAAGCCAUUGUGCCUUAUGCUGGCAGAUGAGUCUGACCAUGAGACCCUGACUGCCAUCCUGAGCCCUCUCAUUGCUGAGAGGGAGGCCAUGAAGAGCAGUGAAUUAAAGCUUGAGCUGGGAGGCAUUCUCCGGACUUUCAAAUUCAUCUUCAGGGGCACUGGCUAUGAUGAAAAACUUGUGCGGGAAGUGGAAGGCCUCGAGGCUUCUGGCUCAGUCUACAUUUGUACUCUUUGUGAUGCCACCCGUCUGGAAGCCUCUCAAAAUCUUGUCUUCCACUCUAUAACCAGAAGCCAUGCUGAGAACCUGGAACGUUAUGAGGUCUGGCGUUCCAACCCUUACCAUGAGUCUGUGGAAGAACUGCGGGAUCGGGUGAAAGGGGUCUCAGCUAAACCUUUCAUUGAGACAGUCCCUUCCAUAGACGCACUCCACUGUGACAUUGGCAAUGCAGCUGAGUUUUACAAGAUCUUCCAGCUAGAGAUAGGGGAAGUGUAUAAGAAUCCCAAUGCUUCCAAAGAGGAAAGGAAAAGAUGGCAGGCCACACUGGACAAACAUCUCCGGAAGAAGAUGAACCUCAAACCAAUCAUGAGGAUGAAUGGCAACUUUGCCAGGAAGCUCAUGACCAAAGAGACUGUGGAUGCAGUUUGUGAGUUAAUUCCUUCCAAGGGGAGGCAUGAGGCUCUGAGGGAGCUGAUGGAUCUUUACCUGAAGAUGAAACCAGUAUGGCGGUCAUCAUGCCCUGCUAAAGAGUGCCCAGAAUCCCUCUGCCAGUACAGUUUCAAUUCACAGCGUUUUGCUGAGCUCCUUUCUACCAAGUUCAAGUAUAGGUAUGAGGGAAAAAUCACCAAUUAUUUUCACAAAACCCUGGCACAUGUUCCUGAAAUUAUUGAGAGGGAUGGCUCCAUUGGGGCAUGGGCAAGUGAGGGAAAUGAGUCUGGUAACAAACUGUUUAGGCGCUUCCGGAAAAUGAAUGCCAGGCAGUCCAAAUGCUACGAGAUGGAAGAUGUCCUGAAACACCACUGGUUGUACACCUCCAAAUACCUCCAGAAGUUUAUGAAUGCUCAUAAUUCAUUAAAAACCUCUGGGUUUACCAUGAACUCUCAGGCAAGCUUAGGGGACCCAUUAGGCAUAGAGGACUCUCUAGAAAGCCAAGAUUCAAUGGAAUUUUAAGUAGGGCAACCACUUAUGAGUUGGUUUUUGGAAUUGAGUUUCCCUCUGGGUUGCAUUGAGGGCUUCUCCUAGCACCCUUUACUGCUGUGUAUGGGGCUUCACCAUCCAAGAGGUGGUAGGUUGGAGUAAGAUGCUACAGAUGCUCUCAAGUCAGGAAUGGAAACUGAUGAGCUGAUUACUUGAGCCUUUUAGUGAGUUCCGAAAAGCAACAGGAAAAAUCAGUUAUCUGAAAGCUCAAUAACUCAGAACAGGAGUAACUGCAGGGGACCAGAGAUGAGCAAAUAUCUGUGUGUGUUGGGGAGCUGUCAUGAAAAUCAAAGCCAAGGUUGUCAAAGAACAGCCAGUGAGGCCAGGAAAGAAACUGGUCUUGUGGUUUUCAUUUUUUUCCCCUUCGAUUUAUUAUAUUUUGUAUUGAGAUAUGAUAAGUGCCUUCUAUUUCAUUUUUGAAUAAUUCUUCAUUUUUGUAAUUUUACAUAUCUUGGCUUGUUCUAUAAGAUUCAAAAGAACUUUUUAAAUUUUUCUAAUAAUAUCUUACAUUUGUACAGCAUGAUGACCUUUACAAAGUGCUCUCAGUGCAUUUACCCAUUUGUUAUAUUUAUGCAGAAAUACCUUACAUCAGGACAACUUUGAGAAAAUCAGUCCUUUUUUAUGUUUAAAUUAUGUAUCUAUUGUAACCUUCAGAGUUUAGGAGGUCAUCUGCUGUCACGGAUUUUUCAAUAAUGAAUUUAGAAUACACCUGUUAGCUACAGUUAGUUAUUAAAUCUUCUGAUAAUAUACGUUUACUUAGCUAUCAGAAGCCAAGUAUGAUUCUUUAUUUUUACUUUUUAAUUUCAAGUAAUUUAGAGUUUCCAAAUUUAGAGCUUCUGCUUACAAUCUUGAAGCCACAGAGGCUUGUAAAAAUAUAUGUUAGCUUGAUGUCUAAAAAUAUAUUUCAUGUCUUACUGAAACAUUUUGCCAGACUUUCUCCAAAUGAAACCUGAAUCAAUUUUUCUAAAUCUAGGUUUCAUAGAGUCCUCUCCUCUGCAGUGUGUUAUUCUUUCUAUAAUGAUCAGUUUACUUUCAGUGGAUUCAGAAUUGUGUAGCAGGAUAACCUUGUAUUUUUCCAUCUGCUAAGUUUAGAUGGAGUCCAAAUGCAGUACAGCAGAAGAGUUAACAUUUACACAGUGCUUUUUACCACUGUGGAAUGUUUUCACACUCAUUUUUCCUUACGACAAUUCUGAGGAGUAGGUGUUGUUAUUAUCUCCAUUUCAUGGGGGUUUAAAUGAUUUGCUCAAAGUUAUUUAGGGGUAAUAAAUACUUGCCUUGGAAAUUGAACAUAGUCCUUUUGUCCCCAAAGCCCUUCUUCUUUCCACCACAAAUUAAUCACUGUGUUUAUAAGGUAGUAUCAGAAUUUGUUUAGGAUUCACAACUAAUCACUAUAGCACAUGAUCUUGGGAUUACAUUUUUAUGGGGCAGGGGUAAGCAAGUUUUUAAGUCAUUUGUGUGCUCUGGCCCUGUUGAUAGAAGAAAGCAACACAAAAGCUCCAAAGGGCCCCCUAACCCUCUUGUGGCUCCAGUUAUUUGGAAACUAUUAUCUGCAUCCUAAGGAAUUUGGGAUUUGCCAGUUGCUGGCAAUGUAGAGCAGGCAUGGAAUUUUAUAUGCUAGUGAGUCAUAAUGAUAUGUUAGUGUUAAUUAGUUUUUCUUCCUUUGAUUUUAUUGGCCAUAAUUGCUACUCUUCAUACACAGUAUAUCAAAGAGCUUGACAAUUUAGUUGUCAAAAGUGCAUCAGUGACAUUAUCUUAAAUGGUAUGUAUUUGGUGCUUCUGCAGGGAUUGAACUCAGUAUCUUUCAUUAAAAAAUACAGCAGUUUUCCUUGCUUUUUAUAUGCAGAAUAUCAAAGUCAUUUCUAAUGUAGUUGUCAAAAACAUAUACAUAUUUUAACAUUAGUUUUUUUGAAAACUCUUGGUUUUGUUUUUUUGGAAAUGAAUGGGCUACUAAGCCACCCUUUCCCUUCAUCCUGCUUAAUCCUUGCAGCAUGUCUCUGCACUAAUAAACAGCUAAAUUCACAUAAUCAUCCUAUUCCCUGAAGCAUGGUCAUGCUGGUUUAUAGAUUUUUUUACCCAUUUCUACUCUUUUACUCUAUUGGUGGCACUGUAAAUACUUUCCUGUAUUAAAUUAUCCUUUUCUAACACUGUAGGAACUGUUUUGAAUGCAUGUGACUAAGAGCAUGAUUUAUAGCACAACCUUUCCAAUAAUCCCUUAAUCAGAUCACAUUUUGAUAAACCCUGGGAACAUCUGGCUGCAGGAAUUUCAAUAUGUAGAAACACUGCCUAUGGUUUUUUGCCAUUAUUGUUGAGAUUGCAAUAUCCUAGACCCUAGUUUUAUACUAGAGUUUUAUUUUUAACAAUGCCUAUUGCAAGUGCAAUUACGUACUCCAGGGAAAUUCGCCACACUGAAUCGAGCAUUUGUGUGUGUGUGUGUGAAGUAUAUACUGGGACUUCAGAAGUGCAAUGUAUUUUUCUCCUGUGAAACCUGAUUCUACAAGUUUUCCUGCCAAGCCACUCAGGUGCAUUGCAGGGACCAGUGAUAAUGGCUGAUGAAAAUUGAUGAUUGGUCGGUGAGGUCAAAAGGAGCCUUGGGAUUAAUAAACAUGCAUUGAGAAGCAAGAGGAGGAGAAAAAGAUGUCUUUUUCUUCCAGGUGAACUGGAAUUUAGUUUUGCCUCAGAUUUUUUUCCCACAAGAUAUAGAAGAAGAUAAAGAUUUUUUUGAUUGAGAGUGUGGGUCUUGCAUUACAUCAAACAGAGUUCAAAUUCCACACAGAUAAGAGGCAGGAUAUAUAAGCGCCAGUGGUAGUUGGGAGGAAUAAACCAUUAUUUGGAUGCAGGUGGUUUUUGAUUGCAGAUAUGUGUGUGUCUUCAGUGAUUGUAUGACAGAUGAUGUAUUCUUUUGAUGUUUAAAGAUUUUAAGUAACAGUAGAUACAUUGUACCCAUUUUACAUUUUCUUAUUUUAACUACGGUAAUCUACAUAAAUAUACCUCAGAAAUCAUUUUUGGUGAUUAUUUUUUGUUUUGUAGAAUUGCACUUCAGUUUAUUUUCUUACAAAUAACCUUACAUUUUGUUUAAUGGCUUCCAAGAGCCUUUUUUUUUUCUAUUUCAGAGAAAAUUCAGGUACCAGGAUGCAAUGGAUUUAUUUGAUGCAGGGGACCUGUAUUUCCAUGUCAAAUGUUUUCAAAUAAAAUGAAAUAUAAGUUUCAAUACUUUUUAUAUUUUAAUAUUUCCAUUCAUUAAUAUUAUGGUUAUUGUCAGCAAUUUUAUGUUUGAAUAUUUGAAAUAAAAGUUUAAGAUUCGAAAA